This is a messenger RNA of Thlaspi arvense, 609 nucleotides long. The record is from the annotation of a GenBank genome assembly. Lineage: Eukaryota; Viridiplantae; Streptophyta; Magnoliopsida; Brassicales; Brassicaceae.
AUGAGCACUCAGAUUUCAGAGGUCGAACAGGAACAGCUGAUCGAGAAGCUUGAGAUCUUCAAGAUCCAUGGCAGAGACAAACGCGGCCGUAAGAUCCUUCGUAUCAUCGGCAAAUUCUUCCCAGCUCGGUUUCUGUCACUGGAUGUGUUGAAGAAGUAUCUGGAGGAGAAGAUCUUUCCUCGAUUAGGGAGAAAACCUUUCGCCGUACUUUACGUCCACACCGGCGUACAGAGGAGCGAGAAUUUCCCCGGAAUCUCAGCUCUACGAGCGAUCUACGACGCGAUCCCGGUCAACGUCAGAGACAAUCUCCAGGAGGUUUACUUUCUCCACCCAGGCCUCCAGUCACGUCUCUUCCUCGCCACUUGCGGCCGAUUUCUCUUUUCCGGCGGGUUGUACGGGAAGCUAAGGUACAUAAGCAGAGUUGACUAUUUGUGGGAACACGUGCGGAGGAACGAGAUAGAGAUGCCUGAGUUUGUGUACGAUCACGACGACGAUCUAGAGUACCGUCCGAUGAUGGAUUACGGUCAAGAAAGCGAUCACGCGAGGAUUUUCCCCGGAGCCGCCGUGGAUUCCUCAGUCUCCAGUUUCUCGAUGAGGUGUAUCUCUUAG